This is a messenger RNA of Betta splendens (Siamese fighting fish), 4317 nucleotides long. RefSeq lists its product as uncharacterized. NCBI's taxonomy places the organism in Eukaryota, Metazoa, Chordata, Actinopteri, Anabantiformes, Osphronemidae. The record is from RefSeq and is a predicted model, not a curated record. The transcript is spliced from 5 exons. The coding region runs from base 2434 to 3060 and encodes 208 amino acids.
ACAACCAUGUUCCUACAAAGUUAACCAGAUGUUUAUUUCGUUAUUCCCUCUUUCAUGUCCGUCUGUUGAAUGAAAGUGGGCGUGGCCAUCCACGUAACAGAGCAGGGACACUGGGGGAAGGGGAAACGCUCAUCAACACGCAGGACAAAGACCUGCGUUUCUCUGCUGCUACAGCCUCGGCUGCGUUGGGUUGUUAGUGUCCCUUUCACCUCUACCACAUGAAAUGUGUUCCUGCUAAGUUGAUCUUGAGCUGCUAUCAGAAUCGUUUUUAUUCGCCAGGUUUGAACUGGGCAAACAUUAUUUUUAUUUACAAAAAAAUUAAAACGUUCACAUGUGAUUUGCCCGCUUUGAUGUAGACAAAAUUCUUGAAAGCGUUUUACAUUACAUCCCGUUUAUUUCGUUAUCCCCACUUUCAUAUCUGUCUGAUAAAUAAAAGUGGGCGGGGCCAUCAGUCCCGUAGCAAAGGUAAGCGCUGACUGUGGGGGCUGGGCGCAUCAACAUACAGGACAAAGACCUGUGUCCUCUGCCACAGCCUCCUCUUUCAGCCUGUUGCUUUGGGCCGUUAUUCCCCCACUUACUGGAGCCACAUGUUGACAAAGUUGACCAGCCGGUUUCAUGUAGACACCAAACUCUAUAAAGCAUUUUACUUUACAUUCCGUUUAUUUCGUUAUUAAUAUACAUGUAAUUGCAAAUGCUGCUCUGAGCUCUUUUACUUUGAUGAGUUUUGUGUCUACAUGAAAGCGGGCAGAACAACGUCCAUGCGUGUGUCACGCUGACAGCGGCUGAUGAACCUCUUGGGAAAAUGGCUGUAGCUCUGCAAUGACUUUAUGUGGUACAGGUGAAAGGGAAAAUAACGAAAUAAACGGAAAUAUAAAACAGAAACGCUUUCAAGCGUUUUCUGUUUAAAUUUUUUAUUGCACAUUUGUUAAAACUAGAUGGGUGUACUGUCUUUUUUCCUAAUUCUUAGUGACGUUACAGUGCAAAGCGUAUGGGAUUUUUUUGUAAAUAAAAAUAAUUAAAUAAAUGGAAUAUAAAACGGAAACGUUUCAAGCGUUUUCUGUUUAUAUUUUGUAAAUAAAAAUAAACCCGGUGAAUAAAAACGAUUCUGAUUCUGAAAGCAGCUGGUCAACUUCGUAGGAACACAUUUCAUAUGGUAGAGGUGAAAGGGAGACUAACAACCCAACGCAGCCGAGGCUGCAGCAGCAGAGAAACGCAGAUCUUUGUCCUGCGUGUUAAUGCGUGUUUCCCUUCCCCCAGUGUCACCGCUCUGGGACGUGGAUGGCCACGCCCACUUUCAUUCACCAGACGGACAUGAAAGAGGAAAUAACGAAAUAAACAGCUGGUUAACUUUGUAGGAACAUGGCUGUAGCUCUGCAAUGACUUUAUGUGGUACAGGUGAAAGGAGUAAUAACCAAAUAAACGGAAUAUAAAACGGAAACGCUUUCAAGCGUUUUCUGUUCACCCAAACUAAAUGGGUGUACUGUCAUCUUUUCAGUAAUUUUUAGCAUUUGCAUGUUGUUGUAUAUGAAUAACGAAAUUACGUUUGACAAAACUGUGAAGAGUUCCGUGUCUACAUGAAAGUGGGCAGAACAACGUCCGUCUAUGACUCACUGCCGAAAGCGGCUGGUGAAACAUGGCUGUAGCUCUGCAAUGACUUAUUUUGUGGUACAGGUGAAAGGGGAAAUAACGAAAUAAAUGGAAUAUAAAACCGAAACGCUUUCAAGCGUUUUUUUGGUUUAUAAUAUAUUUUUAAUUGCACAUUUGUUAAAACUAGAUGGGUGAGCGGUGUACUGUCGUCUUUUCUGCAAUUUUUAGUAACGUUACAGUGAAAUAAUGUGUGAACUUUAUUUAGUUUUUUUGUAAAUAAGCAAAGCAGCAAAACUAUUUUAUUGUCUUGUUAAUGUUUUUAUUGCUUCCUUCGGUGAGACCGCAACAAUGACACUCGUCCUUUCACGUUGUAAAUCCAAGCACAUAGCGGUGGAACAUUGUAACAGUGGAUGUCACUCAUAGACUCAUAGGAACCUGAGUAGGAACCCUGCUCUGCCUUGCAGGCAGCAGCAGGGUCAGCAAACCCAUGCAUCCCACCCCACAGAGUGCGUCGGUGAUGGCCCUCUUUACGUAACAAAAGCGGCUCUUAGCAGGGUGCCAGCUGGAGCGUGGCGGACAAGUGAUCACCCAGCAGUAGUUAGGGGUAUAUGUAAAGGUGUACGUCCCUUAGUAGUUCUAGUGUUAAGUCUCAGCUCUGUGGCCGCUGGUCCUUUGGCCUGUGACACUUUGCUGAAGCCAGUGGAAAAAAGUCCAGAUGUAAGUGUCUUUUUACGUUUGUAUCUGUGAAAUGUCUUAUUCUGUAACUACAAACAUACUGACGCUGAUGAAUUACAGUAGCUUGUGCUAAUUUUACUUUGUUUGCAUUCUAAUGAGACAAAAAUCAAGAUGCUGUUGUGUAUGUUGUUACAGGUCUCUGGCAGUUGGUACGUUAUAGCCAUGUCAUCAGAUAACUGCCUGAUUCCAGGGUUAUUCAAUGCGUUCUUUUGGCCAAGUGUUGCACUGGACAUUACAGGUCAGGCCACAGCCAACGUCUAUGAAGCCGUCUUAAAAAUAAAAAUAAAUGACUGUUGCGCUACUGAUCCUCAGCCAUUCUUGUUGAAAAACAACACUAUGUUUGAAGUGGACAGCAACAAUGAACCAACAGGCGAUCCAGAUGUGCUGCUGCACAGUGGAUGUCCCGACUGCCUUGUCGUUAGGAAGGAAGACACUGUUAACCUUCUUCUGCUUAUCAGUCGGAGAAAGAACGUCACUGCUGCUGAGCUGAAGGAGUUUGAGACACAGGCCGAAUGCCUCGCCUGGUACAAACCUCUGAUCCUCAACACAGAACACGGCUACGAAAACUGCAGUACAGUGGACGAUGACACCGCUGAUCCUACAGCAAUGAUGGAUCUGAUCCACCAAAGACUAGCAAACACAUAUGCAGUGCCCUUAAACUGUAUGUCAGAGAAGUUCCUUUACUACCCUCGUGUUGGCUUUGAGUGGGUUCAACAGAAGUGGAGCAGCCUUUGGUGAAUGGUAAAUUUUGUAAAUAUCCCUCAUCCAUCCAACCAUCCAUCUAUCCGUCCGUCCGUCCGUCCAGUACUCUUCUCUAUACUCUACUUUUAGAGUUACUUUAUUUUUUAAAUAAAGUUUUGGUCAUUAUGUAUUCCAUUUAUAGUGCUGUUUUAUUUAGUUCUCUUCAAAGACUGUAUGUGGUUUUCAUAAUGCAUUGACUAUCUAGACUAUAGUCUGGAUAAUUUAAUUGAAAUGGUGAGCAGAGAAGACUGUUUUAGAAGGAUUACGGUGAGGUAGCAGCUAUUUUUAAAAGGUAAGUUAAAAUCAUCAAACACGUUGGUAGACUUUCAGUCUAUGAUCAUGUUUGAACUUAACUGUUCUCUGGCAGGUGCCACAGAGCCAGAACCACAAGAACCACCAGAACCAGCAGACACAGAGUCAGCUUGAACUGUACUGAACUGCUUGCUGAACUGUACCAGUCACACAAUACAAGGACUCAAUUACUCUCUCUCUCUCUCACACACACACACACGCACGCACGCACGCACGCACGCACGCACGCACGCACGCACGCACGCACGCACGCACGCACGCACGCACACACACACACACACACACACACACACACACACACACACACACACGUGUUCAGUGCACCAGGCCGGCUCAUCUGGAGCUCAGGUCUGAAUCCCACAUGGGGAACAGCAAACUAACCUCAACACUGGUCAACUCUGCUCAGAGCUCGGCCAGACAGACAAACAUGAAGGGAGGGGAGGACCCAAAAAAGAACCCGACAAACAUGUUUACUGAACUUAAGUAAGGAUUUUAUGACAAACCGAAAACACAUACAGAAGGACACUUAACUGAAAAUCAGAACAAAGCUCAGAACACAAGGUAAGGCCACUACAGAGAGAUCAACAACAUAUAACUGAAUUAUAAAACAUAGGACAGCACAAAUCUUGUCACGCGUCAUAGAUGUCAUGGUCCUGUGUGAUCAACUGACACUGAACCAUGAGGCAGGGAACCAUACCACAGCACACAGGUCAUCGACAUGAUUACUGAGCAGACAGGGAAAGACAAGACCAACAAAAAGUACAGGAGUGAGCACAGGCGCCUCGCGGAACAAUGAAAACAGCGCCUCUAGUGGCUGGAGGACUGGAUUGUCACACAGUUGAACACAUUAUCUUCUCAUAACAUCCGAUCUCCAGGUUAGAGGAGAGUUCUCGCCCCAAGUGCUCGAGGUCAAGUAUCCUGGGGUCUGAGAGAAGAAAGGAG